Puntigrus tetrazona (Sumatra barb) is the source of this 2181-nucleotide messenger RNA. RefSeq names its product VPS37B subunit of ESCRT-I b (gene vps37bb). The record is from RefSeq and is a predicted model, not a curated record. Gene Ontology annotation, cellular component: ESCRT I complex. NCBI's taxonomy places the organism in Eukaryota, Metazoa, Chordata, Actinopteri, Cypriniformes, Cyprinidae. The coding region runs from base 103 to 864 and encodes 253 amino acids. Gene Ontology annotation, biological process: protein targeting to membrane; protein targeting to vacuole; ubiquitin-dependent protein catabolic process via the multivesicular body sorting pathway. The transcript has 4 exons.
AUUCACACGCGCUGAUUUGACAGGGAUCACUCGACUUCCGGUCGAGGAGCAACCACAAGACUUCCCUGCGGCAGCGGAGCGGAGAAACACAACAACAAAGCCAUGGGAGAGAUGUCCGGCUUCGAGAACAGGCUGCAGUCGUACUCUUCCACACAGCUGCGCGAGCUGCUGGACGACGACGACGACAAGCUCCGGGGGAUGGUGCGGGAGAUGGAGGAGAUGCAGGACAUGCAGCAGAAUAAAGAGCUGACGAUCGCCAGCAACCGCAGCCUGGCCGAGCAGAACCUGAGCCUGCAGCCUGAGCUGGACCACCAGAAGAUCCAGCUGACCAAACGCUACUGCUGUUUACAAGAUCUCCACGAGUCCUACCAGCUCCGCAGGUCCACUCUAGGUAACAGUUCACUAGACACAUUGUUGGCUCUUUUGCAAACCGAGGGAGCCAAGAUCGAAGAAGAAACAGAAAACAUGGCCGAUUCAUUCUUGGAUGGAUCCUUGCCUCUGGACAGCUUCAUUGAUGACUACCAGAGCAAGAGGAAGCUGGCACAUCUGAGGCGUGUAAAGAUCGAUAAGCUACAGGAGAUGGUGCUGAAGGGUGUUCAUCUUCCUCAGGGUUCCUCUACUGAUCCUUCGCAACCUCAGGAGACCCAUAUCUCCAGCGCACCUUUCCAAAGGCUAGCUAACGGUUCUCCAGCUCACGUAAGACCAGCACCAACAUCUCAACCAUCAGCAAUGCCUUACAACCCUCAGAGCAUCGGUGCUCCUCUGCCAAACAUGGUGCCAUCCUAUUCAUGUCCAUACCCGCAAGCACUCCCCCAAGGGCCCGGCGCUGGUCUUCCCCCGCGGGCAGGUUUUAUAAUGCAAUGAUGUUCUUCUGCCUGAACCUUUCCGCUAGAAUGUGAAAUGUCAUUUUCCUCCCUUUUUCUUUAGACGCACUUUGAUCGUAAACAGGUUUGGGUUUCUGCAGGUCCACAAAGAAUCUGUGCCCACAGAAUUCAGAAGUUCAGCAGAUUUCAGCUCAUUCUGUGCCACUUGUAUGCAUUGUAUCUUGGUAUGAAUAUUUUUUUUUUCAUAUGUUCAAUACAGAAAAUGAAGAAAGGUCUACAGAUUUCUUGCGGACCUGUCAGUUGGUUAACGAUGAAUUAAUUUCAGUUUGUUUGCGUAACCUAAAAUGCUGUAAGAUGCAUUAAGAUUAUGUUUCAGAAUCAAUCGUUUUAACCAGAAAAGUAAUGUAAAUGACUUCUAAACAAUAGGGGGAUUGCGUUUAUGUAAAUAUCCUAAUUUAACAGAAAUGUUAAAGAGGUUCUUAUGCACACGUAAGACGACUUUACUGUGUACUUUUAUAUUUAGUGUGGAAACCUUCCUAUUGUCACUGUAACAACAGACAAUACUGGCAUUUUGGACUUCUGGUUAAAAACUGACCAAAGAUGCACUCCAACUGUUCCGUGAGCGCUCCUUUAAGUGGUUUUGAAUAUAGCGGCUUUGUUGGACUUCAAUUUGAUUUCAUUUAAACGUGAAAUGAAAUGUGGCAUUAACAGACCAGCCUGACAGUAAGUCUACCGUAGAAAGACUUUCUUAGUGUUAGUAAACAGUUUAAUUAUCCUAAACUGAAUCAAACUAUCCUUAAACAGCUACAAUAUUAAGCAUAAUAUAAAUAUUAUAUUAUUCAGAUAAUUAGAACACUGUUUACAACCUUACAGAUAUGUAAAGCGAUCUAUUUUGGGACUGUAUUUCUGAUGACAUCUGUCUUCGCAGAGAAGUGCAGGUACUUUGAUGUAAAAACUGUCAUGCUGGGUUGUGACAAAUCUUGUGCACGUUUUAUAUGAAGGACGUUAUUAUGCAAGUCUGUAAAGUUAGAGAGUAAAGUCACUUACUGUAUACUGAUGUAAGUACAGGUUAAAAGAAAUCAAAUGUGCCUUGCAACAGAACAAACAAACAAGUGACGAUUAAUGAAGAAAGCAUUUAAUCACACCGUCGCUGUGCUUUGAUAAAUCUUCGAAGCCAUCUACAACUUUCUGUUUCUGAAGAAAAUUUAUGGUGCAGAAUCCUUCUGAACUGUUUUAUUUGUAGUGUGGUGACCUGUAACACUCCUUAUGUAAAGUACUGUACAUUGUAGCUGUUUGAUUAGUGGCUAUCGGUGACUAGAUUUUUUUUAAUGCUGAUUAAUAAACGCCUAAAAGACUA